This is a messenger RNA of Musa acuminata AAA Group (dessert banana), 1029 nucleotides long. RefSeq names its product transcription factor MYB52-like. The record is from RefSeq and is a predicted model, not a curated record. Gene Ontology annotation, molecular function: DNA-binding transcription factor activity, RNA polymerase II-specific; RNA polymerase II cis-regulatory region sequence-specific DNA binding. NCBI's taxonomy places the organism in Eukaryota, Viridiplantae, Streptophyta, Magnoliopsida, Zingiberales, Musaceae. The coding region runs from base 124 to 894 and encodes 256 amino acids. The transcript has 2 exons. Gene Ontology annotation, biological process: regulation of DNA-templated transcription. Gene Ontology annotation, cellular component: nucleus.
AAAACUAACAAAAAGGACUUGCCAUCCAAACCCUAAUCCCACAUUUCUUCUACUUAUCCUCGGCCCCCCCUUUUCCUCCUCCUCCUCCUCUUUCAGCCUGCUUUCGUCUACCAGCAGGAGGUUAUGGGAUCGGCUUCGGCGACGGCAGGGUCAGACGACACAAAGCCAUGCCCCCGAGGUCACUGGCGGCCGGGCGAGGACGAGAAGCUGCGGCAGCUGGUCGAGCAGUUUGGGCCGCAGAACUGGAACUCCAUCGCUGAGAAGCUCCGAGGGAGAUCAGGCAAGAGCUGCAGGUUGCGGUGGUUCAACCAACUGGACCCGAGAAUCAACAAGAGGCCAUUCACGGAAGAGGAGGAGGAAAGGCUGCUGGCAGCUCACCGGAUCCAUGGAAACAAGUGGGCGUUGAUCGCGCGGGUCUUCCCCGGGAGAACCGACAACGCCGUGAAGAACCACUGGCAUGUGAUCAUGGCUCGACGGCAGAGAGAACGAUCGAGGCUGUUCAAGAAGAGAGCUCCUCGGGACCUUCUUCUCGACUACACCGACGGCUCGCCCAACCGUGUCUUCCAGUUCGGGAGUGCUGCCGAAGAGACGUGUUCCGUGCGCUCGUGGGUCUUCUCCGGAUCGGCGACGCAGUCCCCGCCCAGAACGUUGGGCGGGGAGAAAGACGCCGCCUCCGUUCUCGGCAGCUGCAAGUUCCACGGCCGGUCCUUUCACCCUUACCAUGCAAAGUACGAGUGGGUGCCUCCUCGUGUUUCCAUGAAGGUGUUCUCUCCGGGGGAUGAUGACUCGGCCAUGUCGACGAACCCUAAUGAAGAGCAUGGAGGGGAUGAUCGAUCCUCGAAGCGCAAGGGCGUUCCAUUCAUAGACUUUUUGGGUGUCGGGAUUACAUCUUGAAUCCAAGAACAUCCAAGUGUCUCAGUAGAUUUGGUUCUGAACUGGAAAACGAGGAUCUUGAUAUGUAUUGUUUGCUCUGAGACCAUCCGAGUUAUGGAACAUUGCAUGUUAACUUGACAUGAGAUGUAGCCAAUG